This is a messenger RNA of Trichomycterus rosablanca, 1227 nucleotides long. RefSeq names its product ubiquitin-fold modifier 1 (gene ufm1). Lineage: Eukaryota; Metazoa; Chordata; Actinopteri; Siluriformes; Trichomycteridae. Gene Ontology annotation, cellular component: cytoplasm; nucleus. Gene Ontology annotation, biological process: protein K69-linked ufmylation. Bases 130 to 402 code for a protein of 90 amino acids. The record is from RefSeq and is a predicted model, not a curated record. The transcript is spliced from 6 exons.
AAGCACUACGAAGGAGGCAAGGAAAACAUUAGCGACCAGCUUCGAAUGGCUGACGUGUGGUUACUUCAGGACCCUGCUUGUUCCGGUGUGGUGUAAACACAGUGCGGUUUGCUCUCCUCACUUAGAAUCAUGUCUAAAGUCACUUUUAAAAUCACGCUUACGUCGGAUCCUCGGUUACCGUACAAAGUAUUAAGUGUACCUGAGAGCACGCCAUUCACGGCUGUGUUGAAAUUUGCAGCGGAAGAGUUUAAAGUUCCUGCUGCUACCAGCGCCAUCAUUACAAACGACGGGAUCGGAAUCAAUCCAGCACAAACAGCAGGAAACGUGUUUUUGAAACACGGCUCAGAGCUUCGCAUCAUUCCCCGAGACAGAGUCGGAGCGGGCCGGUGUCCGAGCGUCUGACCGGGUUCGAGACGCCCCUUCACCCCAGAUGACAGACCUGCGUAUUUAUUUUCAGCCCCGACAUGCUUUGUUUCAGCAGGAGCUGCUCACAUUUGGCCAUGUAUGAUCCCCUCGUCAGUUAAUCGCGCCUGAUGGACGCACGACCACCAAGCUGUAAAGCACCUCGAGUAUCAUACUACACUGUUCAUGUUCACUGUAAAUCUGCAUCUGCUUACACAUCAGUGUACCAGUAGAUUUUAAAAUGCUAAUUUUAGACUUAACCACUGCAAGUAUGUGCAUAAAAACCCCAACUGUACCUCAAUGCAGUUUCUCUAGACAGAUAUGGGUGGUAAAAUAAGUGUCACGUACCAAAAAGCUGACUUUUUGUGUUAUAGGAUGAUACUGCUGCAAAUGUCUGUUGAUGUCUGUCUGGUGUCCACAAAUAUUCGGCCACAUACUGUAUCUAAGAUUAAAGAACUAUCCUGCAAGAAUAUUGUGAUUAUUUCACUUCACCGUUUUAUCAUCAAUAUUUUAUAUCACUGUGGAUGUGAUUAAGCAUCUAUAUGGAAAUAAAGACGUUUCGCUUUACGUUGGCACUAUAUAAGCCACCCAUUAUACCCCCCAUCCUUCAUUUCCGCCCAAACAAGAUGAUGGCUGCCAUUGGCUGUUGAAGUUGCUGGUAAUAAUGACAAUAACGUAGCGCCAAACAGAAAGAAUAUUUGUUUAUACAAUUCACCUAGAUCAUCGCCCAGAUCUGUUUGUACUGUGUAACACACUAGUCAUUUCUCCAAAACAGAUGUACUAAUUCAUGUAUUAAUCUUUGUAUUAAAUUCUAAUGGCAUAUUA